Mollisia scopiformis is the source of this 2196-nucleotide messenger RNA. RefSeq lists its product as uncharacterized. Lineage: Eukaryota; Fungi; Ascomycota; Leotiomycetes; Helotiales; Mollisiaceae. The record is from RefSeq and is a predicted model, not a curated record. Bases 1 to 2196 code for a protein of 731 amino acids. The transcript has a single exon.
AUGGGCACUGUGCAAGCCAGCUUCGAUGGGGACUCAACUUUCUCAAAGGUUUCAACUUUACAUGGCCCCGAAUCAGCUCUGGGUAAGACGGACAGAUACAGAUGCGAAAGUGCUCCGAGCUUCGCGACUCGCGAAUUCGAGACCUGCCGGGAUCCGUUGUUAUCACUUAGAACAAGUCUUGGGUGGUAUGGGCUUCUAAGCAUUUUCGCAGGCUCCAUUGGAAUUUUGGCGAUGAUAGGAUUCUUGUCGUUUCUCUGGUUCGGACAUGGCUCGACUCCUGAAGGAGCAAACGCUUAUCCACUCUGGCGUCGGCUUGCACUCAGCAACUGGAUGACUCGAACUAUCACAUUAUCCUCGCUUGUGCUUCGCUUCAUCAUCUCAAUUCAAUCAAUCGUGUGUACUUCGAUGCUCGCAGCCUUGAUUCUCGAAAAGCACAUUGUUCGCAAGUCUCAAGUCGCGCAUCUCUCGGUCAUGAGAGCUUUUAACAACGGCCCUUUCGGCGUCCUACAACUGCUGCUGUCCUGGAGAAAUCGAAUGCCUCUGUUUACCCUUGAGGGUUUUCUUCUACUUUUGCUUACACUUGUCACUUUUGGUCUUCAACCUACUUCUACAAUCUUACUUAUUGAUAUCUACGAUUUUACCAUCGAAGGCAAUAGCGAGACGACUACAGUACCUAGCUUGAUUCAGACCAAUCCGGAGGCCCUGGACUUUUUACCAAGCUACCAGCUGGACCAGGCUGCAAUCUACGCUGUCUUUGGUGAAGUGGCUUCUAAUUCUACAGCGGAUCCAGACACUCUCGGAUUCAGCGAUACAAAAGUGAAGCAGAGAGGGCUUCUCCCCCUGCUGGGCACAGAAAACAGGACUUCAGUAAGAAAAUACAACGGCAAUACAAUGAUCUUCAACUCAAGGGUUGUUUGUGCGCCACCGAACAUCGAUGCAACGUACCAGAUUGAUUAUACUCCGCGCGGCAGCAUCUUUGGCACUAUGGUGGGAUCAGUAGACUACGGCACAAGUCUUGAACAUGCGGGUGCAAGCUCAACUGCUCCCACUGCCCCCAGCGGAAGUACCAUCGUGGAUUUCAAUUGUGGCAUCCCAUCUGGGACAGUCAGCAAAUCAUUGGAGACUUCGUUCUGUUUCGUGGGCGGCAUUGGCUGGACGUACCCUUCCAAGGUGUCCAUCGAAACCCAAGUGCCACUUUGGAAUAUGUCUCAGCCUCCUGGGGCAGCCAAUCAAUCUAUGUAUCUCGUCUUCUCGGCGAAUCUGGACGAACAAGAAUGGUCAACGGUGACCACUGGUCAUGCUUUCGCCAAUGGGUCUAUUGACGGGGAAUGGCAAAGCUUCGAAGUGAUGGCUGAUAGGUUCAUCAAAAUCUCUCUUUGCUUUGCAGCCUACAAUUUCGAGCGGUCGCUUGUCGAGAUGAGCGCUUUGGGAAUGCCAAAGGAACCCCAACUACUCAUGGACCUGGUGACUGAUGAAGCCCAUAAUACGAGCGAAGUUCAACAAUAUAUCGGUGUCAGUGAGCCCCCAGAAACUGCUGCUCAAAGAGGCAUUCUUCACAUGAACGUCUUGUCUCCUUCCAUACCUCCUAUCACCGACAUCGAGAGCACCACCGCUACGCUUUUUUACUUGAACCAAAUACUUACAUGGCAACUCACAAAAUCUCGCACCCCAAACCAGACAUUCUUAACUUGCUGGACAUGCGCAGCAGGCGGGACAAGCAUCCAUCCAUCGUAUAGCACCCUGUUUCAAGAUAUCAUCAUCGCAAGCAAUCGAUCUGCAAAUGUAAUUCAGAGCCUCAUAAGCACAUUAGCUUUCACGAUAUACUAUGACACCGUACCAUCAUUCACACAGGCGGAAGAAGUGAACCUCGCUAUCACACAGGUGGUUCAAGCACCGGGAGAGUGCCAUCAAGGCUGCACAGGCUACAUCUCUAUCAUGACUCUUCUUGGUGUGCAUUUGUUAUGUGUCACGUUGACCACUCUCCUUCACCGUCGACAUAUUAAAUAUUCACGGUAUGGGAACUUGUGGCAUACGAUCUCCCAAGUCGCGUCGAAGGAGUUGAAGGAGAAUUUUGAUCAAGCUAACCAAGCGGACGACAAGACUAUUAUGUCAAAAUUGAAGAUUCAAGGGAAGGAUGACUUGGUUAAGCUCGGAAAAAUUCGUGGUGGACAUAAAGUGGAAAUAAAGAAAUUGUGA